GUAAAUUUAUUACAGUAAAGCUAGGGGCAUUGCUGCUUUUAGAAACAAAUAAAAAACUAUACUUCCGGUGAAAAUAAACUAAAAAAAACGUCGAAAAAAACGGUGUAAAGUUCACAGUUCUACAUUUAUCAUAUUUUCUAAUAUCGGAUAUAAAAAUCUCUUUUACUUGUUGAUAUCAAAAAUGCUCAUUUAGAGCAUUUGGUAUAACUGGUAAAAACCCUACAUGCAAUCAAAACCUGCAAAAGUCGUAAGAUAUGUAUGACAAUAUACAAAAAAGCGCGCGAUGGUCGCUAAAUUUUGAAAUUUAGUGGCAGAGAUUUAAAUUUAUAGUAGACAGCUUUAUAGCCAAGUAAAUAAGACAAUAACUUUGAAAUUGUGUUAGAUGGACUGUAUCUUUUAAAGCAGGAAUUCGAACAGCGUAAAUGAAAAUUCAUGUGAAAAGCAAGAAAGUAAUGUGUGACUUGACUGUAUUCGAGUCGCUGCAAGAGAGCAAUUGCACAAUUGUCAUUUUUAAAAAUGACAGUGAUACUCAAAGAACUGCAGGUGAUAAUUAUAAGGGCAAACUUGUAGCUAUGAGAAUAAACGUAAUAAUUUAGAAACAUGUUUACACGAACUCUUCAACGUUUUGGAAGUAGUGUAGCGAUACCACUAUUAAAAAAUAAAGGCGUCAAACUAUCUCUAUUAUACCGCCACCAAUUACUGAAAACCACUAUAGUAAAGCGUGAACCUAAUCAAAAAAAUAAUAGAAACAUUAAUGGUAGUAGCGGUUCGGCUUGCUAUUUACGGAUAUUUUGGAACAAUGUAUUUGGUAAAUAUUUGUUAUUUACCAAUAUCGCUGGUUCCGGUCUUCUAAUGGUUGUGGGUGAUGUUAUGGCUCAAGAGAUUGAAUUUCGUAAAGGAGUACCAAAUUCUAAACGCUAUGAUCUAGAACGCAUGGGUCGCAUGUUCGUUGCUGGUGCCCUAAUGGGACCCUUACAUCACUACGUUUAUAAUUGGAUGGAAAAAAUCAUGCCAAUACCAAACUUGCGAAACACUAUACGCAAGAUACUGAUCGACCAAAUAUUUAUGUCACCAGCUUGUUUACUUAUUUUCUUUUAUUCAGCUUGCUUGUUAGAAAGAAAAACUGUUGCUGAAACCAAUGCCGAACUCAAAGAAAAAUUCUUAUAUAUAUAUCUGAUUGAUUGGUUACUUUGGCCCGGAGCUCAAUAUGUAAAUUUUCGUUAUUUAGAUAUAAAAUAUCGGGUAACUUAUGUUAAUGUUUGCACCGCUCUGUACGAUGUAUUCAUAUCGUAUGUAAAACAUUUACAUAAGGAUGCACCGACUUUAUAA
Messenger RNA from Glossina fuscipes, 1329 nucleotides. RefSeq names its product mpv17-like protein 2. Bases 601 to 1329 code for a protein of 242 amino acids. Gene Ontology annotation, cellular component: cytoplasm; membrane. Lineage: Eukaryota; Metazoa; Arthropoda; Insecta; Diptera; Glossinidae. The transcript has a single exon. The record is from RefSeq and is a predicted model, not a curated record. Gene Ontology annotation, biological process: mitochondrial ribosome assembly.